Odocoileus virginianus texanus is the source of this 1881-nucleotide messenger RNA. The record is from RefSeq and is a predicted model, not a curated record. Lineage: Eukaryota; Metazoa; Chordata; Mammalia; Artiodactyla; Cervidae.
AUGAAGGAAAUCUGUCUCCCCAUAUUGACAAGAAACAUGACUAGAACUUAAGGAUUCAGAAAGUCUGAAAUGAGAUGUCAGAAGAUACACGGUGCAAGUACUAAGCAUGAAACGCUGAUGUCAUUAUCCUAACAUCUCGCAACUUUCACUUCCAUUUCCUGCGAAAGGAACCUUGAGAAAGAGGCUUGCCCUGAGGCAAUCUGCCACCGCCAACCACAGAUAUGCUGCUACUGCCGCUGCUGGUGGCCCUGCUCUGGCGGAGGGAGGCAGCCAGGGGCCAGAUGGGGCCUGGGGAGAAUUACAAGCUGCAGCUGCCGGAGCUGGUGACAGUGGAGGAGGGCCUGUGCGUCCACGUGCCCUGCUCCUUCUCCUACCCCUGGAAUGUCUGGGGCAUCUUUACCUCAACUCUGGGCUACUGGUUUCGGGAAGGGGCUGCGACGUCCAAGGAUGCUCCCGUAGCUACAAACAACCCAGACCGAGAAGUGCAGGAGGAGACCCAGGGGCGAUUCCAUCUCCUCGGGGACACCCGGGCCUACAACUGCUCCUUGGAGAUCAGAGACGCCAGGAGGAGGGACAACGGUUCCUACUUUUUUCGGAUGGAACGAGGAAGUGUGGAAAACAAUUACAGGUCUAACCAGCUCUCCUUGCAUGUGACACCCCUCAACCACACACCUGCCAUCCUCAUUUCGGGGACCCUGGUGUCCGGCCACCCCGGGAAUCUGACCUGCUCUGUGCCCUGGGCCUGUGAGCGGGGCACGCCCCCCAUCUUCUCCUGGAAGGGAGCGACCGUCUCUUCCCACGUUCUCACAACAGCCCUCUCCUCGGUGCUCACUCUCACUCCACGGCCCCAGGACCACGGCACCACGCUCACCUGUCAGGUGACCUUGCCUGGAGCGGAAGUGACCACAACGAGGGUCGUCCGCCUCAACGUGUCCUACCCACCACAGAACUUGGCUGUGACUGUCUUUCAAGGAAACAGCACAGCAUCCAAAGCCCAGGAGAACGGAUCCUCUCUUUCAGUCAGGGAGGGCGAGUCCCUGCGCCUGGUGUGCGUCGUCGACAGCAACCCCCCCGCCAGGAUCAGCUGGGCCCGGGGGAGCCUGACCCUGAGCGCCUCGCCGCCCAGCCACCCGGAAGUGCUUGAGCUGCCGCGGGUGCUCAUGGGAGACGAAGGGGAGUUCACCUGCCGAGCUCAGCACGCCCUGGGCUCCCAGCAUGUCUCUCUGAGGGUCUCGCUGCAGCGGCGGUCUGCGCGCCCAGCAGACGCGGUCUUGGUGACCAUCUGGGAAGCGGCUGUCAAGACCCUGCUCCUCCUCCUCCUCUGUCUCCUGGGCCUCCUAGUGAGGUGCUGCACAAGGACGUCAGCCAAGCCGGCAGGGCGUGUCAGAGACAAAGGAAAUCUGCCUUUAACCCCUCAGCUGGGAAACAUGGCCCUCGGGUCAGAAGAUUCACCAGAGAUGGUUCCAUCCACUUCCCGCACAGUCGGAGCAGCUGUAUUUCCUCCCCACGCAGGGGACGGAGGCCACACUGCAGGCUGGAUUUGAAGUCCUGGCCGGCUCUUCCCUGCUGACGCUCCACCCAGAGUUUCUGUUUCGGAUGAUGAAAGCAUUCUGGAAAUCGACAGAUGAUGGUUGCACUAACAUGGUGAUGUUCUUACUGCCACUCAGGUGUAACAUGUUGUUAUUUAGUUGCUGAGUCAUGUCCAUUUUCUUCAAUGCCAUGGACUGUAGCUGCCAGGCUCCUCUGUCCAUGGGAUUCUCCAGGCAAGAAUACUGCAGUGGGGACCUUAACAGAUCCAUCACAAGCGAGGAAAUCGAAACUGUAAUCAAAAAUCUUCCAGCAAACAAAAGCCCAGGACCAGAUGGCUUCACAGCUGAAUUC